AAAAAAUGUUCAAAGUUAUUGUUGUCUUAUUUUUAAUUACAACAUUAUAGGGUUCGAAUAUUAGAAGGCACCAUAAUAUUAUGAAAAACUAAGAAGGGUCAUAAUAAGUUCUAGCGGAAAAUAAACAUCAUAUUAAGAAGUAAAAUGAAUAAUAGAAGACAUUAAUAAGUGAAUAGGAAAGUCAUGAAAAAGAUUAAGUUGAUUUUUCAGCAACAGAAAGUUUACUUGAAAAAGAUAGCUAUAAUUAAUCAAAAAAAAAAAACCAAGAAAAACAAGAUAAAGUUGAUAGAUAAGGUGUUAAAUUAAUUGAAGAAACUCAAAACAAAGGAAGCAAAAAUAAAACAAGAAAAGAUAUUAAUGUUGCAAAAUAAAGUAUAUUAUCAUUAAUAAUAAAGAAAAUAAAAAUAACUAAAAUUUAUUAGAAGAAAAUGUAGUUGCUGAUGGUAGAGCUAGAUCAAAUGAAGAAUGGAUGUAAAAGAUUGCUAAUGAUGUUUCAACUAUAAAAAUGAACAUCAAAUCAUAAUUAGAAGCUGAUCAUAUUGCCUUUGUUGAAGAAAAUGUAGUUGCUGAUGGAAGAGCAAGAUCUAAUGAAGAAUGGAUGUAAAAGAUUGCUAAUGAUGUUUCAACUAUCAAAUAAAACAUCAAAUCAUAAUUAGAUGCUGAUCAUAUUGCCUUUGUUGAAGAAAAUGUAGUUGCUGAUGGUAGAGCAAGAUCAAAUGAAGAAUGGAUGUAAAAGAUUGCUAAUGAUGUUUCAACUAUCAAAUAAAACAUCAAAUCAUAAUUAGAUGCUGAUCAUAUUGCCUUUGUUGAAGAAAAUGUAGUUGCUGAUGGUAGAGCAAGAUCAAAUGAAGAAUGGAUGUAAAAGAUUGCUAAUGAUGUUUCAACUAUCAAAUAAAACAUCAAAUCAUAAUUAGAUGCUGAUCAUAUUGCCUUUGUUGAAGAAAAUGUAGUUGCUGAUGGUAGAGCAAGAUCAAAUGAAGAAUGGAUGUAAAAGAUUGCUAAUGAUGUUUCAACUAUCAAAUAAAACAUCAAAUCAUAAUUAGAUGCUGAUCAUAUUGCCUUUGUUGAAGAAAAUGUAGUUGCUGAUGGUAGAGCAAGAUCAAAUGAAGAAUGGAUGUAAAAGAUUGCUAAUGAUGUUUCAACUAUCAAAUAAAACAUCAAAUCAUAAUUAGAUGCUGAUCAUAUUGCCUUUGUUGAAGAAAAUGUAGUUGCUGAUGGUAGAGCAAGAUCAAAUGAAGAAUGGAUGUAAAAGAUUGCUAAUGAUGUUUCAACUAUCAAAUAAAACAUCAAAUCAUAAUUAGAUGCUGAUCAUAUUGCCUUUGUUGAAGAAAAUGUAGUUGCUGAUGGUAGAGCAAGAUCAAAUGAAGAAUGGAUGUAAAAGAUUGCUAAUGAUGUUUCAACUAUCAAAUAAAACAUCAAAUCAUAAUUAGAUGCUGAUCAUAUUGCCUUUGUUGAAGAAAAUGUAGUUGCUGAUGGUAGAGCAAGAUCAAAUGAAGAAUGGAUGUAAAAGAUUGCUAAUGAUGUUUCAACUAUCAAAUAAAACAUCAAAUCAUAAUUAGAUGCUGAUCAUAUUGCCUUUGUUGAAGAAAAUGUAGUUGCUGAUGGUAGAGCAAGAUCAAAUGAAGAAUGGAUGUAAAAGAUUGCUAAUGAUGUUUCAACUAUCAAAUAAAACAUCAAAUCAUAAUUAGAUGCUGAUCAUAUUGCCUUUGUUGAAGAAAAUGUAGUUGCUGAUGGUAGAGCAAGAUCAAAUGAAGAAUGGAUGUAAAAGAUUGCUAAUGAUGUUUCAACUAUCAAAUAAAACAUCAAAUCAUAAUUAGAUGCUGAUCAUAUUGCCUUUGUUGAAGAAAAUGUAGUUGCUGAUGGUAGAGCAAGAUCAAAUGAAGAAUGGAUGUAAAAGAUUGCUAAUGAUGUUUCAACUAUCAAAUAAAACAUCAAAUCAUAAUUAGAUGCUGAUCAUAUUGCCUUUGUUGAAGAAAAUGUAGUUGCUGAUGGUAGAGCAAGAUCAAAUGAAGAAUGGAUGUAAAAGAUUGCUAAUGAUGUUUCAACUAUCAAAUAAAACAUCAAAUCAUAAUUAGAUGCUGAUCAUAUUGCCUUUGUUGAAGAAAAUGUAGUUGCUGAUGGUAGAGCAAGAUCAAAUGAAGAAUGGAUGUAAAAGAUUGCUAAUGAUGUUUCAACUAUCAAAUAAAACAUCAAAUCAUAAUUAGAUGCUGAUCAUAUUGCCUUUGUUGAAGAAAAUGUAGUUGCUGAUGGUAGAGCAAGAUCAAAUGAAGAAUGGAUGUAAAAGAUUGCUAAUGAUGUUUCAACUAUCAAAUAAAACAUCAAAUCAUAAUUAGAUGCUGAUCAUAUUGCCUUUGUUGAAGAAAAUGUAGUUGCUGAUGGUAGAGCAAGAUCAAAUGAAGAAUGGAUGUAAAAGAUUGCUAAUGAUGUUUCAACUAUCAAAUAAAACAUCAAAUCAUAAUUAGAUGCUGAUCAUAUUGCCUUUGUUGAAGAAAAUGUAGUUGCUGAUGGUAGAGCAAGAUCAAAUGAAGAAUGGAUGUAAAAGAUUGCUAAUGAUGUUUCAACUAUCAAAUAAAACAUCAAAUCUUAAUUAGAUGCUGAUCAUAUUGCCUUUGUUGAAGAAAAUGUAGUUGCUGAUGGUAGAGCAAGAUCAAAUGAAGAAUGGAUGUAAAAGAUUGCUAAUGAUGUAUCAACUAUUAAGAUGAACAUAAAGAAUUAACUAAAUGGUACUCAAUUUGUAUAAUAAAACCAUAUUGAUAGCGCAUUAGUUGAUGAACAACAACCUUAAUCCUAAGAUUAUUGGUCAUAAAAGCUUAAAGAAGAUAUUAAUAAAAUUAAAUAAGAUGAUUCUAAUAAAUAAUAGGAAUGAUUUAUCCAAAU
Molecule: messenger RNA, 2877 nt
Organism: Paramecium primaurelia
Lineage: Eukaryota; Ciliophora; Oligohymenophorea; Peniculida; Parameciidae
Source: the annotation of a GenBank genome assembly